GGCAGACGCUCAUAAUCGAGAACAGGCCGGAAAUGAAAACAAAUCACUGACGGAAGAAGAAAAAUGGAGGCGGCAGUGUUCAUUCUGUCACUUGUGGACUGCUGUGCACUUAUUUUCCUCUCGGUCUACUUUAUUAUCACCCUGUCUGAUCUAGAAUGUGACUACAUCAAUGCUAGAGCCUGCUGCGCCAAGCUAAACAAAUGGGUAAUUCCAGAGAUGGUCGGCCAGUGUCUCUCCACUAUGCUGAUGUUGGUCUCCAUGCACUGGUUCAUCUUCCUCCUCAACCUGCCUGUAUCAGCCUGGAACAUUUAUAGGUAUGUGAAGGUUCCGAUGGGAAACAUGGGCGUGUUUGACCCCACUGAGAUCCACAACCGGGGUCAGCUCAAGUCCCACAUGAAGGAGGCCAUGAUUAAACUGGGUUACCACCUGCUCUGUUUCUUCAUUUAUUUGUAUAGCAUGAUCCUGGCUCUGAUCAACGACUGAAGCUCCCCAGCAAGCGGCCAAAUUCCAAACUCCAGGCUUUGCUGUCCCCCCUCACAUCCUGCGCCUGUACUGUAUGCAUAAAAUCUUUCAGAACAGCAGCGAGAAGUUUACUAUCACUGUGGUCUUACUGAGGUUCACACUUUAAUUUGUGUUGUCAGAUCCCCAGAGUUUUGACUUAAUACAAUACUAAGGUUAAUAUUUAACCAUUUAACACUUCAGUACCAUCAUGACAAAAUCUCCUACAACUAAAGACUAUCUUGCGAUGGGAUCACACCAGCCACAAAGCCAAAUCGGGGACUUAGAGGGGCGACAAUACCAGCGUUGCUGUCGCGGCUGGUAACAACAGCUGUGUUUUAUUGUGAAGGGGAUAAGUAAUGAGUUAUUUUUUCAACAUCUAUCUGCAACACUAAGUAAUUACAACAUCAACACAGUAGCUGUAAGAAAUAUCAGACAUUUUCACUGUAACGUGAGCAAGUAGGCUUCCCGGAGUCAUAUUAUCUAGCUGAGGAAUAUUAUAUCUGAACAUAACAUGGAAUUCUUGAGUGUGUUUUUUCACCAAAGCCAAAUUGUGAAAAAUGCGAAUAGUGCUUCAAACCUUAAAACACGUCUUGUUGUGCCUCCCCACUUUAGCCUUAUAUUGAGCACCUAAAUAUUAUUGCUUUGCUAUUUCUUUAGUCCUAAAGGCUUUUGGUUUUAGGACUCUAUAGCAGUAAACAACUAUUAGCUGAGUGAUGAAGUCACACUCCCUCUAUGUGUGUUGUAAUCCGAGCUUCUCUGUGCUGUGUUUACAUAUCCGUUCUGGCUGCGCAUGCAUGUUAGUGCAUGAGAGUCCUGUGUGUAGCCAGCUAAUGGCUGCUGCUCUGCAACACUUCAUACGGUGGUUACCGCUGAUAACGCCGUCCCGGCCCACAGCGUUGUCGCGGAGACGCAACAGCUACCCUCCUGUUCCCCCUCAGGUUGACGCUUUCGACUCCGUCAGCACUGUUGCCGUUGUUUGCAGUGUUUUGCUGUUAGCACUGUAUGUUGCUAGCCACCGGCUCAUCCUUCGCCAUCUUGAGAGCCGUGUGGAGGCAAUCCCUCCCAAUCAUAGAUAUCCUCUCAAUUCCUAAUUGAGAACUUUUAACGAGCAGUUUUGCCCACUGAACUACCACUCGCUGGAAGUUUUCUGUUCACAACAUUCUCUGUGACUCUAGAGACUAUUACAUUACAUUACAUACAUUACAUCCCAACAAUCUUUCCACGCUCAAAGUCACCUGAUCAGAUUUCAUUUUCACUCUGAUGUCUGGUCUGAACAACUGAACCUCUUGAACAUGUCGGCAUGCUUUUAUGACUUGACCUGCUGUCACAUGAUUGGUGACCGAAUGAUGACUGCAUUAAUGUACCUAAUAAAGUGGCUACUGAGUGUAUAUAUUCUUAUAUUUUGUGCUGUGGUACAGUACAAAUCUGAGCUGCUAGCCCUUUUAUCAGCUUGUGUUAUCAAACCUGAUAUUAAGCAGCAUUACUUCGUGGCUCGGUGGAAGACUUCACACACAUCCCUGUGUAGAUAUGAAGGGCUCAUUGUAAGGUUAUUAAAACACAACAGCUCUUAGUUUCAAAUAAUUAUACUCUAACGAAAACAUAGUUAUGAACACUAUGUCUUUUUCUGCCGAUACCAAUCUGCACAUUUACGUCACCUGCUGUUGAAUGUAGUCUUUGUGCGGUGGUUCUGUGUUCUCGCUCUGAUCCUAUGCUGCUGUUGCUCCUUCCUUCUUCUCAACUUCCCCAGUUAAAAUCAUAUUUGGUCAAAGCAUCAAAAGUAAGAAAUGUUGAAAUCGGAGGUUUGUGAUGGUAUUGAAGUGUAGUGAAAACUCUGUUAAUGUGCACCAGUGAUCCUCAGAUGGCGGAUCACUGAGCCUAUUCUGAGACUUUAUGCAUACAGCCAGGACCUGCCAGACUUCUGGCAUCACACUCCAUCUCUGAUCAGCAACCGCAGCUCAGCCCAUACACAAUAUUUGAUUAAUAUACAUAUUUGCCUCAAUAUGAGUAUGUGCAUGCAUUCAUCACACACAUCUCUAAAUGUGAUCGCCUGAUUGGUCAGCUGCAGUGGCGUGUAGGACUAUCGCACUGAACCACACACAUCAGUCCUCUCAUUGUGUCUGGGCCGAAGUCUUGUGUUGAAGAUGUCUCAUGUCUGGAUGUGUCUGGAUUCAGGGGUCAAGUGUUCUGCCAUAAACUUGUUGUUCUAUUUAGCGUGCAAAGAAAUGGUACUGUAUGUAAGUAAUGGCUGUUGUAUAGUUACUGUAUGAGUGGCAGUUUAAUUAGAACUAUUGAAUUUGACCUCAGUUAUGCACUGAUGUUGUGUUUACAGAAUGACCUUUGCAUUGAACACACACUGUAUGUUAAAGUCUAACUUUCCCUGUUUGAAAUUUCCCUAUAUCAGCAGGAGCCUCAGCUUCCCACUGGGACAGAUGUGUGACUGAGCGAUCAUGACUGUUCAGUACAUUGGUACCUGCUCUGUAUUCUGGAGCCAUCUCUCUCUUCAGUGGGGGGGUGAACAGAGUUCUGUUGAUCAAGUGUGUCUGAUUCACACUAAACUGUCUUAUGCAGUAUCUAUUUUUGGGAAGGGGGUGUUUCAUAAAUAAAAAUGAAAGACAA
Cottoperca gobio is the source of this 3117-nucleotide messenger RNA. RefSeq names its product cornichon family member 4 (gene cnih4). Gene Ontology annotation, biological process: vesicle-mediated transport. The record is from RefSeq and is a predicted model, not a curated record. The transcript has 5 exons. The coding region runs from base 64 to 483 and encodes 139 amino acids. Lineage: Eukaryota; Metazoa; Chordata; Actinopteri; Perciformes; Bovichtidae.